GCCAUUGAUGGCCAUGCAGGUGGCGUCUCGCCGCAGGUAUUAGUCAACAAAAGACAUUGCAGUGAUGCAUGGCAUACGUAUAACCAGGAUAUGACAGCUUAGACAUCUACGAUGCGUGUGCUACUUGCCACCAUCAGCCUUGCUGCAGGCUUUCAGCUGAGUACGGCGCCGCGGCAGCGCCAACCGCGACGGUUGGUCACUAAAGAAGCCGCACCGCACCGCAGCGAUGCGCCGCCGGAAUGCCAGCCGCGGAGGCCGCGCCGCGACGAGGCCGCCGCGCUGGCGCCACGCCACAGCGAUGGGAGGCCAGAGAUCGACCGCCGCAAGGCCCUCGCCGCCGCCGCGUGUGUUCUAGCAGCACCGGCCUACGCCGAGACGGAAGCCCGGGAGAUCGUCAACGAGGUCAUCCAGGAGCCUAGUAACAUAGACAUCCUCGCGAACCCCGCGCUAGUGUGGAAGGUGGGGGACGCGGCCAAGACCUGCAGUUUAGCGAGGGUGCGCCGCGUCUUCCCGGGGCCCUUCGUGAACUACUUGUCGAGGUUUUUGUUGGCUUACGAUGAUGGUUCGAGAGCGCUGUGGCGGGCGGAAAGUGCCGAAAUACCUUUGUCUUGGAACGAGGGUAAGGUGCGACGGAAGCGCGCGACGCAACUCGCGGCCUUCGCGUCGUCCGUGGAACGAGGUCUGUGUAGCUACGCCGAAAAAAGUACAACGGAAGACGGGCAGUUGAAUACUACGCCCCAGCUAGGUGUCCGACAACUACUUUCGUUGUUAAGAUCGAGGUACGGCCGCCAAACGGACGCUCCAAGGCAAUUAGCUCUAUGCUUUUCUCUGUUAGAACCGCAAUUGCAGCCGACGGAAGAAAUAGCGAUCCUGUCCGCUACUCACGAAAACGCGUCUGUGGUCUCGAUAGAAGUGCUCGAUGGAGGCUCAUUAGCGGCUGGUGACGUGGAGGCCGUUGGGAGGUUAGAACGAGCGACCUUACCGGCUCCUGCCGUGUUUUACGGGAGGAAUCGGUUACGAGUCGGCGCGCGCUUGGCGCCGCCCAAACUCGUACCGACCGGAAAAGUGCUAGGCUUCAAGGUCGUGGAGCGGGGCUGCGGCCACACGACCCCCCCAGAAAUUACGGUAGCGAGUAUUGGUGGUUCGAUACAAAGUAAAGAAGUAGCUAAGGGUCGCAUAGGGAAAGAUGGAGGUUUAGAUAGUGUCGAGGCCGACGUGCCGCCCGAAGCGUUGGAUUUUGCCGAUGCGGUGAAUGACUUGAUUUUGAACGUUGCGGACCCGAAAGAUAACAGCGCUUGUGGCACUUUAGCCAAGGUAGUACCGAUCCUAGAAUAUCGAGUAGAAUCGGUAGCGAUCCUACCGAACCAGAAUACGAACUACGGGUAUACGACGGCCCAGCCUUUGGACCUGCAGUUUCCUUUCUAUGACAAGUCUAUUGAAAUUUUAAGACCACCGAUUGCCGUUGCUCGUACGGUACCAGCACCCGACAAGGAGUAUGAAGGACCACCGUCCGCAGCGAGGUGGGCGCCGAGGGACGCCUCAGCCAAGGAGCUCACGGCACUACUAGGUCCAGGGCCUAUUCCGAGGUGGGACGGCGAGCGCCACUCCUUUCCGCAAGUGGCUUUUGGUCGCAUCGAAGAGGCUUCUCGAAGUAUGCGGGCGGCCUUGGCUCCCGUGCGGAAGCCGUUACAGUUGACUUCCGGUCAAUUAGUGAGACUAGGUGCCGCCGGUGCCGUCGCGAACGCCGCGACGCGAGCCGCCCUGAACCCCCUAGAACUGUCGAAAACGCGGGCCCAGGCCGCGGCCGCGUCCGGUAUUGAGCUCCACGACGACGACGUCUCCCCUUUCUUGGGCGUCGAGGCGACGGCGGCCUGUGGGGCUGCCUUGGGUACUUCCACGUUCGGGGUCUACGAGACCCUGCAAAGGGGCCUGCCUUCAUUAGCAACUAGAGCAUUCGGGCCGGCUUUCGCGACAGAGCAAGAACUAGCCCUGACGUUGAUGUCUUCUGUGGGAGCUGUCAUUGUCGCUGCGGCGUUAUCUGCCCCCUUGGAAGCCGCAAAAGUGCGCCUCAUGACGGGCAAAGCGGCGGGUCUGAAGGGUGCCUUGGACGCCGUCGCUACGGUGGAUGGGGAAAGUCAACCAGCUAGACUGUGGGACGGCUUCGGGCCUUUGCUGGCGCGGGAGCUGCCCUUCACUGUAUUCAAACUGACGGUGUACACGGCGGCGCAGUCGACGUUAUUCCAAUUACUGCCUGCGGCUCGGGAACGGCCGGUAGCCUCCUUUCUAGUUACGGUAUUUUGUGGCGCGUUGGCCGGCGCCGUCGGCGCCUUCACGUCCGCGCCGGCCGACGCCGUCGUCACGGAGCUCGCGACCGGCAAGUACGGUCCCGACUGGAAGAAGGCGUUGGCGACGGUCGUCGGUGGUGAUACUGUUAAGGAGACGAUCCAGGGCGCGCCUAGGUUGUUCGCCGGCGCGGCGCAGCGCUGUCUGCUCUUCGCGGUCAUCAUCGCCGUCCAGUUGAUCCUCUUCGACUUCUUCCGCGACAAGCUGCAGGUCGCGCCGGAAGACCUGUCGCUGUCUUUGGAUGUCUUCGCGGACCGGCUGUCCUUCUACACGAAGUAGGCCGGAGUAACAAUGUGUUAAUCUUA
Molecule: messenger RNA, 2648 nt
Organism: Pelagomonas calceolata
Lineage: Eukaryota; Pelagophyceae; Pelagomonadales; Pelagomonadaceae
Source: the annotation of a GenBank genome assembly